Rattus rattus (black rat) is the source of this 648-nucleotide messenger RNA. Its product is annotated as S-adenosylmethionine decarboxylase proenzyme-like. Gene Ontology annotation, cellular component: cytosol. The transcript has 2 exons. Lineage: Eukaryota; Metazoa; Chordata; Mammalia; Rodentia; Muridae. The coding region runs from base 1 to 648 and encodes 215 amino acids. The record is from RefSeq and is a predicted model, not a curated record. Gene Ontology annotation, molecular function: putrescine binding; adenosylmethionine decarboxylase activity. Gene Ontology annotation, biological process: spermine biosynthetic process; spermidine biosynthetic process.
AUGGAAGUUGCACAUUUUUUUUUUGAAGGGACCGAGAAACAUUUGAAGGUCAGGUUUUCCAGACAGCAGUUCGACACAAACCAGGGAUCUAGGGAUCUUCAUACCACCCCAAGGUACUUGUAUGCUUUGGAUCUCCCAGAGAGUCGAGUAAUCAAUCAACCAGAUCAAACCCUAGAAAUUCUGAAGAGUGAGUUUGACCCAGCAGUUAUGGACCAGUUCUACAUGAAAGAUGGUGUUACUGCAAAGGAUGUCACUCAUGAGAGUAGAAUUCAUGACCUGAUACCAGGUUCUGUUGUUGAUGCCACACUGUUCAAUCCCUGUGGCUACUCAAUGAAUGGAAUGAAAUCGGAUAGAACAUAUUGGACUAUUCACAUCACUCCAGAACCGGAAUUUUCUUACGUUAGCUUUGAAACAAACCUAAGUCAGACCUCCUAUCAUGACCUGAUCAGGAAAGUUAUGGAAAUCUUCAAGCCAGGAAAUUUUGUGAUCACCUUGUUUGUUAAUCAGAGUUCUAAAUGUCGCACAAUGUUUUCUUCACCCCAGAAGAUUAGCAGUUUUAAACAUCUUGAUUGCCAGAGUGCUAUAUCCAACGAUUACAAUUUUGUUUUUACCAGUUUUGCUAAGAAACAGCAACAACAGCAUAGUUGA